Nymphaea colorata (pocket water lily) is the source of this 4573-nucleotide messenger RNA. RefSeq names its product ABC transporter B family member 1. Gene Ontology annotation, biological process: transmembrane transport. NCBI's taxonomy places the organism in Eukaryota, Viridiplantae, Streptophyta, Magnoliopsida, Nymphaeales, Nymphaeaceae. The record is from RefSeq and is a predicted model, not a curated record. Gene Ontology annotation, molecular function: ABC-type transporter activity; ATP binding; ATP hydrolysis activity. The transcript has 10 exons. The coding region runs from base 36 to 4100 and encodes 1354 amino acids. Gene Ontology annotation, cellular component: membrane.
UGUGGGUGUGUGACAGUGUGGGUCUUUAACUUGAGAUGUCCCCAGAUUCCCCUGUUCAGAUAAAGAAGGAGGAACAGUGGAGAUGGUACGAAAUGAAAGGGGUGGAAAUGGCGAAGGAGAGCAACGACCACCAACAGAGCUGCUUUAAAAGGGACCAAGAAGAGGGUGAAGCAGCAGAAGAGGCAGCACAGGGGGAGAAGAGGAGCAAAGAGGGCAUGGAAAUGGUGGAGCCCAAGUCAGGCUCCGGCGCCGCCGAGGCAAGCUCGGCGCCGGCAGCCGAUGCAAAGAAGUCGCCGACGCCUCCGACUUUGGCGUUCUGCAAGUUGUUCAGGUACGCCGAUAGGCUGGACUGGCUGCUGAUGGCCAUCGGCACUGCGGGAGCCAUAGUCCACGGCUGCUCCCUCCCCAUCUUCCUGCGCUUCUUCGCCGAUCUCGUCAACUCUUUCGGGUCCAACGCGGACGAUCCCGAAAGGAUGAUGCAGCAAGUCGUGAAAUAUGCUUUUUACUUUCUCGUUGUUGGAGCUGCAAUCUGGGCUUCUUCGUGGGCAGAAAUUUCUGCUUGGAUGUGGACGGGAGAGAGACAAUCCACGAGGCUGAGGAUCAAAUACUUGGAAGCAGCCCUGAAUCAAGACAUUCAGUAUUUCGACACCGAUAUAAGAACAUCUGACAUCGUUUACGCCAUUAAUUGCGAAACCGUUGUCGUCCAGGAUGCCAUCAGCGAGAAGCUGGGCAAUUUCAUUCACUACAUGGGGACCUUCGUCUCAGGCUUCGUCGUGGGAUUUACUGCAGUGUGGCAACUAGCAUUUGUGACUCUUGCAGUUGUCCCCUUGAUCGCCAUCAUCGGCGCAAUUCACACAAUGACGCUUGCGAAGCUCUCCUCCAGGAGCCAAGGUGCUCUCUCAGACGCAGGAAAUAUUGCUGAGCAGGCAUUUGCUCAAAUCCGCACAGUUCUAUCUUUUGUUGGAGAAUCAAAAACUUUGCAGUCCUACUCUUCUGCACUGAGAAUAGCUCAAAAGCUUGGGUACAAGAGUGGCUUUGCUAGAGGGCUGGGAUUAGGAGCAACAUACUUCACUGUCUUCUGCUGCUAUGCUCUUCUUCUCUGGUAUGGUGGAUGGCUUGUUAGGCACCACUACACUAAUGGCGGCCUAGCAAUUGCGACCAUGUUCUCGGUGAUGAUUGGGGGACUAGCACUUGGCCAAUCAGCUCCCAGCAUGACUGCAUUUGCCAAGGCAAAGGUUGCUGCUGCAAAAAUUUUCGAGACCAUAGAUCACAAACCUUCCAUGGACAAGGACGCUGCUUCCGGCGUCGAAUUGGAAUCGGUAACAGGCCAUGUUGAGCUUAAGAAUGUAGAUUUCGCCUACCCAUCGAGGCCAGACAAUCAGAUCCUCUGCAAUUUCUCACUCAGCAUUCCUGCUGGGAAAACCAUAGCCAUAGUGGGGAGCAGUGGCUCAGGGAAAAGCACCAUCGUUGCCCUCAUAGAACGGUUUUAUGAUCCAACCUCAGGGCAAGUUCUGCUUGAUGGGCAUGACAUAAGGACCCUGAAACUGAGAUGGCUGAGGCAACAAAUCGGUCUGGUGAGCCAGGAACCAGCACUCUUUGCUACAAGUAUCAAAGAAAAUUUGCUACUUGGAAGGGCUGAUGCAACGGAGGUUGAAAUGGAGGAAGCAGCCAGAGUUGCUAAUGCACAUUCCUUCAUAGAAAAGCUUCCUGAUGGAUAUGACACCCAGGUGGGGGAGAGAGGGCUGCAGCUGUCUGGUGGGCAGAAGCAAAGGAUUGCCAUUGCAAGGGCGAUGCUGAAGAACCCGGCAAUCUUGCUGCUGGACGAGGCGACGAGUGCGCUGGACUCGGAGUCGGAGAAGCUGGUGCAGGAGGCUCUGGACAGGUUCAUGAUCGGCCGGACGACGCUGGUGAUCGCUCACCGGAUGUCGACGAUCCGGAAGGCGGACAUGGUGGCGGUGCUGCAGCAGGGAAGCGUGCUGGAGCUGGGCACCCACGAUGAGCUCAUCUCCAAGGGCGAGAAUGGCAUGUACGCCAAGCUCAUCCGCAUGCAAGAGCUCGCCCACGAGACUGCCCUCAUGAAUGCACGCAAGAGCAGCGCCAGGCCGUCCAGCGCAAGGAACUCGGUGAGUUCUCCGAUCAUCGGCCGGAACUCUUCGUACGGCCGGUCGCCGUACUCGAGGAGGCUGUCGGACUUCUCCAACUCCGACUUCAGUCUGUCGAUCGACGCGUACUCGAGCUACAAUUACAACAGGACGGAGAGGAUCGCGUUCAAGGACCAGGCGAGCUCCUUCUGGAGGCUGGUCAAGAUGAACGCGCCCGAGUGGCGGUUCGCGCUGCUGGGCUCGGUGGGCUCCAUCGUCUGCGGCUGCCUGAGCGCCCUCUUCGCCUACGUGCUGAGCGCCGUGAUGAGCGUCUACUACAGCCGAGACGGCUCCUACAUGAAGCGGGAGAUCGGCAAGUACUGCUUCCUGCUCAUCGGCCUCUCCUCCUCCGCUCUGCUCUUCAACACCAUCCAGCACAUGUUCUGGGACAUCGUCGGCGAGAACCUCACCAAGCGGGUCAGGGAGAAGAUGCUGGAGGCCGUCCUCCGCAACGAGGUCGCCUGGUUCGACGAGGAGGAGAACAGCAGCGCCCGCGUCGCCGCCCGCCUGACCAUGGACGCCAACAACGUCCGCUCCGCCAUCGGCGACCGCAUAUCCGUCAUCAUGCAGAACUCCGCCCUGAUGAUCUUCGCCUGCACCGCCGGCUUCAUCCUCGAGUGGAGGCUGGCAUUGGUCCUUGUCGCCGUCUUCCCUAUCGUCGUUGCUGCCACUGUGCUUCAGAAAAUGUUCAUGAAUGGCUUCUCGGGAGAUUUGGAGGCUGCCCACGCGGCGUCGACCCAGAUAGCCGGAGAGGCGGUGACCAACGUGAGGACCGUGGCGGCGUUCAACUCGGAGUCGAAGAUCGUUAGCCUCUUCGGCUCGAACCUGAAGGUCCCCCUGCGCAGGUGCUUCUGGAAGGGUCAGAUUGCUGGCAGCGGCUUCGGCGUCGCCCAGUUCCUGCUCUAUGGCUCCUACUCGCUGGGCCUGUGGUACGCCUCGUGGCUCGUAAAGCACCACAUCUCCGACUUCUCCAAGACCAUCCGCGUCUUCAUGGUGCUGAUGGUCUCCGCCAACGGCGCCGCCGAGACUCUCACCCUCGCGCCGGACUUCAUCAAGGGCGGCAGAGCGAUGCGCUCCGUUUUCUCCCUCAUCGACCGCAAGACCGAGAUUGAACCCGACGAGGCCGACGGUCUGAAGCCCGACCGCCUUCGCGGCGAGGUCGAGCUCAAGCACGUGGACUUCUCCUACCCGACCCGCCCUGACAUCCCCGUCUUCAGGGACCUCACCCUCCGCGCCCGCGCCGGCAAGUGCCUCGCUCUCGUCGGGCCCAGCGGCUGCGGCAAGAGCUCCGUCCUCGCCCUCGUGGUGCGCUUCUACGACCCUAGCUCCGGUCGCGUUCUCAUCGACGGCAAGGACCUGCGCAAGUACAACCUCAAUGCCCUCCGCCAGCACAUAGCGGUGGUGCAGCAGGAGCCCAGCCUCUUCGCCACCACCAUCUACGACAACAUCGCCUACGGCCGCGACGGCGCCACGGAGGCGGAGAUUGUGGCGGCCGCCGCGGCGGCCAACGCCGACAAGUUCAUCUCCGGGCUGCCGGACGGCUACAAGACGCAGGUUGGGGAGCGAGGGGUGCAGCUGUCGGGCGGGCAGAGGCAGCGGAUCGCGAUCGCGAGGGCGUUAGUGAGGAACCCGGCGCUGCUGCUGCUGGACGAGGCGACCAGCGCGCUGGACGCCGAAUCCGAGAGGUGCGUGCAGGAGGCCAUUGAGCGGACGUCAGCGGCGCGGACCACCAUCGUGGUGGCCCACCGGCUGUCGACGGUGCGGAACGCCCAGACCAUCGCGGUGAUCGAGGAAGGAAAAGUAACGGAGCAGGGGUCCCACUCCCACCUGCUGCACCACCACCCGGACGGCUGCUACGCGAGGAUGAUACAGCUGCAGCGAUUCAACCACCAGGGUCAGCUGCACCUCCCUGCCUCCACCGCGGGCGCCGCCUCCUCCGCCUCCGGUCCCUCCGCAUAAUGCAGCGGCAAAUGGGCGUGGUCCAACGAUUCGUCCGAGACAAGGGGGAGAGUGGAAAAGAGGUUUACUUUCUUGGUGUUGGUGGAGAGAUCGAGCUCACACGUGAAACGAAAGUAGACGCAGGGCUCUGGGAUUCAUCAACAUGAUGUCAACCCAUGUGAAGAGAAAGGGCCGGCAAGAAAGGGUUUUAGUUCAACAUGAACAGGUCGACUGCUACUGAUACUCUGCCUACUACUGCUAGUCUGCUACUGCCGCCAUGAUUCCUCAAGCCUGAAACCUGGUUCCUUCUUUUUUUCUUUUUUGGGUUUUGUCCCCAUUUGCCUUCUUGUUCAGGAAUUUGUGUCUAUAGAGAUUUGUGUUGUUCCAGUUAUCUGUACAAGUGGUAAACAGGCAAGGCUGUAAGUAUGUAGUGUUUCACUGUUUGAGGUUCAUAUCCUAUAAAUGAGAAGAAUUCCUUGAUUUGGGGCUUCAAA